CGUGAGGUGUACAUGGCUUGAGCCUGACAGCAAGCUCUCCAUGUGGGGAGAAGCAGGGCUCAGCCCUGGCUCUGGAUCUUCUUCAGGUUGCUGCCUCCUGGGUCACACUAGUGCUGGUGAGCACCAGGCUCUAAAGGGCAGCUCCUCUCCUCCCCACUGGCCUGCACCAAGGGUUUUGGGGGGAAGGAGAGCCAGCCAUUGGCUGGAGCUGGCAGCGGCAGGAGCUGGCAGCUUUGCGGGAGCCACGGGGCAGGCGGCAGGAUGAUCUUUCAAAGCCGCUUUGGUCCAUCAGGAACUAGCAAAGUGACUCUCCAGAGCAGCGUGGUGGCAGCAGGAACGUGGAGAACUCCAGCUGCCUCCCAGAGGUGCAGAGAACACCCCGGGGCAAGAAGCAAGGACCAUGGCAGAGAAGGCUGUGCCAGACCUUGCCGAAGGUCUCCAGCUGCUGGGGCCAGGGGCUCAUCUCUGUGGCUCCAUGCUGGCAGCAGCCUCCCCGGGCCGGGGCUGCAGGGACCCGCCUGGGGCAGGGGCAGUGGGGGGCUGCUGCUGCGGGACUUGCCCCUUCCUCCAGGAGAGACACGAAGUGACGAAGCCCUGCGUCACCGCCGGGCCUGAGGGCUGGGCACCCUCCCCGCUCUGAUGGCACCGCCAGCCCCCGGCUGCAGGCUGUUCCCACAUCCCGGCGUCCCGCAUCCUGCUCGCAAACAUCCCCCGGCAGUUCAAACAAGGGCGGUGUGUGAGUGACGCAUGGCAGAGCCGGGCAGGGCGCGGGGCCCGGCCGGGUGCCAUCCCUUGGUUGGGGACAGGGGCAGUGCCAGGGGGUUGGACCCACGGCCCGGCCACUGGCCGCAGGGAUGCUUUGGCCGGGAUCGGGGGAUCAGCUCCGGGGCUCAUCCUCGCCAGCCCCCGGGCAAUCCAGGGAUGGCCCAGCGGGCAUCUCUGCCAGGUGCCAGGCUGCUCUGGGCUGGAAGAUUGUAUCUGUAUCGCGGGAGCAAUUAAUGAUAAUUGCAGGGGGUUUAUUGACCAACUAGGACAGGUUCUUCCUGUCUGUUUCUGGAGAUACGUUAAAUACAAACAGAGUGGAGAGCUGGGCGAUUUUCCAGCAAAGUGGGGGGGAUGAAGGGAGGUCAGCAGUAAGAUUUUUAUGGUGAGAAUCACCUGAGCUGGGCAAACACAGGUGCUGAUGAGUACCAGGCUAUAAAGGGCAGCUCCUCUCCUCUCCCCGUGACCCGCGACAAGCCGCUAUUCCUCACCAUCUCCGGACAACAGGGAGCAAGGAGGAUGGCGGCAGCGGCCAGACUCGCCCUCCUGCUGCUGGGCUGCGUGGGGCUCCUGCACGGAGUCGAUGGCAGGUACAUAAACUACUGCCCCGACGGCUGGUCCUACUACGGGCUAAGCUGCUUCAAGUUCUUCUCUGAGCCCCGGACCUGGGACGAGGCUGAGAGGCAGUGCCAGGAUGUCAAGAAAGGCGCCCACCUGGCCUGGGUGGAGGACGCCUACGAGGGACUCAUCCUGGCGAGAGCCAUCUCCUACUACCAGCGCGCGCAGCCCGUAUGGAUUGGACUCCAAAAGAGUAAAGAGAGCCAGGCCUGGCAGUGGACAAGUGGGAAUAACUACAGUGUCGCCACUGGGAUGCCUGGGAACGGUGCCCGAGGGGGGAGAUGCGCCGUGCUGACCCACCAGAGCGGCUUCUCUACGUGGUCCAGUGCCGACUGCUCCCGGAAGCAUCACUACGUCUGCAAGUUCUACCCCUUUCACUGAGCACUGCCCCUGGCCCGUGGAGGACCCCGCGCCGGCGAUGUCCCUCCCGUGCCACCUCUGUCUCUGUCCCCACAAUUCCUAUAAAUACAUCUA
This is a messenger RNA of Corvus hawaiiensis (hawaiian crow), 1854 nucleotides long. RefSeq names its product regenerating family member 4 (gene REG4). The record is from RefSeq and is a predicted model, not a curated record. Bases 1282 to 1761 code for a protein of 159 amino acids. NCBI's taxonomy places the organism in Eukaryota, Metazoa, Chordata, Aves, Passeriformes, Corvidae. The transcript is spliced from 6 exons.